This is a messenger RNA of Salvia splendens (bonfire salvia), 1591 nucleotides long. RefSeq names its product protein HIGH CHLOROPHYLL FLUORESCENCE PHENOTYPE 173, chloroplastic. The record is from RefSeq and is a predicted model, not a curated record. The transcript has 15 exons. The coding region runs from base 1 to 1413 and encodes 470 amino acids. NCBI's taxonomy places the organism in Eukaryota, Viridiplantae, Streptophyta, Magnoliopsida, Lamiales, Lamiaceae.
AUGUUUGGAGGACAUAAAAUUAAGCUUGCAACUCUAGCAACUGUACAAUACUACGUGGGAAUGGGCAACAACGAUACCUUUUUGGUCAGAAAUGAAGAAAAAGCUAGGAAGAUGCUUGGUGAAGAUGUUGAUUUGAUUGUUGGAGAUAUUACCAAAGCAAGCACAUUGCUACCUGAGUACUUCAAAGGAGUAAAGUCGGUGAUUAAUGCUGUUUCAGUUAUUGUUGGCCCAAAAGAAGGUGAUACUCCAGACAGGGCCAAAUAUAGCCAGGGAAUCAAGUUCUUCGAACCAGAGAUUAAAGGUGAUUCCCCGGAAAUGGUUGAGUUCAUUGGCAUGAAAAAUCUGAUCAGUGCAGUUAAGGAGUCAGUUGGACUUCGUUGUGGAAAACUAGUAUUUGGAUUUGAAGAUAAUGUAUCCAGAGAGCUUCCUUGGGGUGCAUUGGAUGAUGUUGUCAUGGGAGGGGUAAGUGCCAGCGGAUUUGAGAUAGAUCCUUCUGGUGGUGAGAAUGGUAGACCAGCUGGAAUUUUCCGGGGAUUCGUUUCUACUGCAAACAACGGAGGUUUUGCCAGUAUCCGCACAAAGAAUUUCUCCAUACCAGAAGAUCUCUCUGCAUAUGAUGGUCUUGAGUUGCGCAUCAAAGGUGAUGGCCGUAGAUAUAAAUUCAUGCUACGAACCAGUCGUGAUUGGGACACUGUUGCAUAUACAACUGGCUUUGACUCUGUUAAGGAUCAAUGGCAAUCGGUUCGCUUGCCUUUCUCUUCUUUGAGACCUAUAUUUCGAGCACGAACUGUGUCUGAUGCCCAACCCUUUAAUCCUAGUGAAAUCAUAUCAUUUCAGCUGAUGUUCAGCAAGUUUGAGUAUGAUGGGAAGUUGAACCCAACUUUUGUUGAAGGUCCAUUCCAGCUUCCAAUAUCAACCAUAAGAGCUUACAUGAAAGAGCCAAUUACUCCCAGGUUUGUGCAUGUGAGCUCGGCUGGAGUCACUAGACCCGAUAGGCCAGGACUUGAUUUAACCAAACAGCCUCCAGCCGUCCGCAUGAACAAGGAGUUGGGCUUUAUUCUCACAUACAAAUUGAAGGGGGAAGAUCUAAUCAGGGAAAGUGGCAUUCCAUAUACAAUUAUCAGACCCUGUGCAUUAACCGAGGAACCUGCCGGAGCUGAUCUCAUCUUUGCUCAAGGAGAUGAUAUAACAGGGAAGAUUUCCAGGGAGGAAGUUGCAAAGGUAUGUAUUGCUGCACUGGAAAGCCCUUAUGCAUGUGACAAGACAUUUGAGAGCGUGAUUCCGUUCAGCGAACCUUACACUGUGGAUCCAGAAAAUCCUCCUCCUGAAAAGGACUACAAUGUGUACUUCAAAACACUGAAAGAUGGCAUAACAGGGAAACAAAGCUUAGAGCAAACACCUGUUUCCGUCUAAAUCUAAACUCGUCUGCAGAAAAUCUUUGUUGAGUGGUGAUCUCAUAUCAUACAUGUUCAUGAAAGGGCUGAGUUAGCUGCCUGUGUAAUUGGCUUGCUUGAGAUACUUGUAAUUGUAAAGCUUACAGUUGCUAAAGCAGAAAGAAAAAGUACAGGUAAAUGAUUGUGAUUUCUGAUUA